This is a messenger RNA of Trifolium pratense (red clover), 1996 nucleotides long. RefSeq names its product MATH domain and coiled-coil domain-containing protein At3g58370-like. Lineage: Eukaryota; Viridiplantae; Streptophyta; Magnoliopsida; Fabales; Fabaceae. The record is from RefSeq and is a predicted model, not a curated record. The coding region runs from base 739 to 1902 and encodes 387 amino acids. Gene Ontology annotation, molecular function: protein binding. The transcript has 3 exons.
AUGUUGUAAAAUCUUGCCUUUGAAAAAAUAAAAGAGUUUUCAAAAUUAAGCAAUUAGAAAAUGAGAUAUAUUAGUGGUGGAUAUUGCAACUAGAGAGACUCCCGGUGAAAUCUUCGUUGGAGACGAUCCAACCCCCUUUGACAUCCGACAUCAAAUAAAAAUAUGGUUCCGGCACAGUUUGGAUGUUUUAAUCAUUAUUUUCUUUCACCUUGGAUGAAAAAUAAAUUAUGUGAGAGUAUAUUAUUGUAUUUUGUAUGAUGUGGAAUACGAUGUCGUAUUUGUGUGUCCAAACAGUAACACUUGACACUUCACAUUGCAAAUGCAUGACACCGAAACACUUCACAUUUGAUAGCGUGUAAGUGUUUUGUGUGUCCAGACAAUAACACUUGACACUUCACAUCAAAAGCACAUGACACCGGCACUCAACAUUAAAAGAUCCCAAGCGCUUGACACCAACACACAUCAACAAUCCGACAUAGUACACCGACACCAACAUAUAACACCCACCUCGGUUGCAUUCAAUCAAAUUUAAUUUUCUCGAAUUUAGCCCAAGCGUGUGACACCGACACACAUCAACAAUCCGACAUAGUCCACCGACACCAACCCAUAACACUCACCUAGCUUGCAUUCAAUCACAUUUAAUUUUCUCAAAUUUUCGUGUGUGGUGUCUGGAACAGUGUUGGUGCUUCAUAGGUUAUUUGUCACAGGUAAUCAACAAUAUCUUAUAAAAUAAAAUCAAUGGCUAACUUUUUCAGGGUUCUUGAAGAGUUUGCGCGAGUGGAUGAUCGACAAUCUAGGAUUGAUAUGUUUGAGAAAUUCUCAUGGAAGAUUGAGAACUUUUCUCGAUUGACCGAUAGUGAUCAGUAUUACUCUGAGCCUUUCGUCCUCUGUGGCCAUCCAUGGAGGAUUCUUGUUUAUCCAUAUGGGAACGACACAGACUGCGUGUCAAUUUAUUUGGAUUAUAUGCAAUCUCCUAAUUCUCAUCAGCGCGAGAUCAGAGAUGUGACAUUCAGUCUGUUUGUAUUUAAUCAGUUCGAUAGCUGCAUGACAAUCACAAAAGAGACUGAUCAUGUGUUCAGUGAAAGGGAGAAGUCCUGGGGUUUCACACAUUUCAUUCCUUUAGCUGAGAUCCAUAAUCCUGGCUUGGGGUUUCUUGUGAACGAUGUUAUUAUUAUUGGCACGGAGGUUUAUGUUCACAAUUCAUGGCGCGAGAAUCAUGUGAAUCCAACUGCCAACUUCACAUCCGGAAGUCAUAGCAGUAGUGGACAUAUGGAAGUUCCAAGGCCAAUGCCAUUGCCAAUGCCACAAGCCCAUGUCCCAAAUUUGGAAUCUCUUUCUGAAUUCCCAACAUUAGUUCAUACUGAGCCUACUAGAGACACUACUGAUGUGGAAUUAUUCUCGGACUCGGUUGGUGAGCUUAUGGAUUUCGCGGGUUUAGGCAAAGUGGAAAAAUCUUUUGUUCCAUUACUAAAUGAAGUAUGUUCUCAUCAUCCUUCACUUAUUGAGUGUCAGCAGAGGAGAAGUCGCAAGUUUACCGAGUGGGCUUUCACUGCUUUGGGAAGAGUUCUCUAUUUUCUUAAGACAAGAAAGGUGAAAGACAUGAAUGAGCAAGCUUGUAAGGAUCUUCAAAUGUUAUGGGAGGAACUCGAGACAUUCAAAUUUGAUCUGACUUGGCUAGAGCCUCAUGUUCAAUCUGCAUUAGGAAUGAAAAAUUAUGUGGAGAAAGCUGUGCAAAUGGAAGAGCUGAAGAAGUAUGUGGAAAGUCUAACUUUGGAAAUGGAAAGUUUUAAAACAAAAUUGGCAACUGUUGAGGUACAUCUUGACAUAGCAAAAGACUUGCUGAAAGAAGAAAGCCUCAAUGAGAGACAUUUGAAUGCUGAACUAGGAUAUGGGAUGCCAUAGACCUAUAGGUACAUACACAUGCAUGUUUACAUGGAUGCAUGUUUACAUGCCAUAGACCUAAAAUGUUGUGCAGAUUCAUCUUUUGGCAACUGAA